UACAUUAAUUAAAGGAAUCCAAAGCAAAGCCCAGGAGCCAAGAAGACUGACAUUGAUACAAAGCCCAGGAGCCAAGAAGACUGACAUUGAUAGACACAGUCUCCAGGAAUUAGCCAACUGAACAUUUCUAAUUGGAAGCUCUUCCCGCAGCCUACAGGAUGAGAGGGGAGUUGGUUUAAGGUGCCCAUUGUCUCCAAGGUGGACUGUUUCUCCGGGAGUGGCUGAGAUCUCUUCAUUGCCAACGCACCUAUGGGACUAAACUGUUCAAAGGAUUAAAAGAAUUCUGGGGCUUGAGAAUCAAAAUGGUCCUAUGUUGGAAAGAUUGGCAAGAGGAAAGCUCAUGUGAGAUAAAUUUUCGGCAGAAAAAAAGGAUUAAGGAGCUGCCUCUCCUUAAGUAUGCACAGAUGAAUCGCACAAGGGCUCUAAAGAAGCUUCUGACUUUGGAGACCAUUGACCCACUAAUAAGAGGUGCCGUUGGAGAGACUGCGCUACAUCUUGCUGUGCUCCACAAUAAUCUGGAGUCUGUGAAGAUUCUGCUAGAACAUACACCAGAGCUCGUCAACCAGCCCAUGACAUCUGACCUUUACAAAGGUGAGACGGCGCUGCACAUUGCUGUAAUGCGUCAAAAUCUGGCAAUUGUGCAAGAGCUGAUACAGAAUGGUGCCAACGUGUCCAUGCCACGGGCAGUCGGAACGUACUUCCAGCUCAAACUCAACUCCUUCUAUUAUGGAGAACACAUUCUUUCCUUUGCUGCCUGUGUGGGGAAUGCAGAGCUGGUCCGAUUAUUACUGCAACAUGGAGCCGAUGCAGAGGCCAAGGAUUCCCAUGGAAACACCAUCCUCCAUAUUCUGGCCUUACAGCCCAACAAAAUGUCAGCCUGUCAGAUGUAUGACCUCAUCCUGGGCCAUCACAAGGAGAAGUUUGGGCCCGGUUUAGAAGAGAUCACCAACAAUGAUGGGCUGACCCCACUGAAGAUGGCGGCAGUGGAAGGUAACACUGUGAUGUUCCAGCACAUUGUACAGAAGAGGAGACAACUGCAGUGGACAUUUGGUCCCAUUAGCUGCUAUCUUUAUGACCUGACAGAGAUCGACGUAUGGGGGGAUCCCAAGUCUGUAUUGGAUCUGGUGGUCGCUGCAAAAAAAAAGGAGGCUCGUCGGAUUUUGGAUCUUUCUCCAGUCCAGGAGCUGGUCCAUAGAAAAUGGCAGAGGUCUGGUCGGCCAUAUUUCUGGACAUUGGCCUUUAUCUACAUUCUUUACAUGAUUAUCGUCUCUCUCGCCUGUGCCAACCGACCCCUUAAACCAAGACCGGACAACAUAACUAAUCCAAGAGAUAUCACCUUGUUGAUCCAAAAAUCUCUAAAUGAAUCAUACCUCACUUCUGAAGACCACCUCCGCCUGGCAGGAGAAAUCAUUAGUGUUAUUGGGGCAAUUGUACUUUUAUUUCUCAAGAUUCCGGACCUGUUUCAGAUAAGAGAUCCAAAGGACCUAACACAAGCUGUUCAUGGAAGACCAUUCACGCUUAUCAUAAUCGCCUUGCCUUGUUUUGUGCUUGUGACCCUGGUUCUCCGACUGACAGACACGGAUGGAGAGGUGGUGCCGAUGUGCAUAUUACUUGUGCUUGGCUGGUGCUAUGUCAUGUAUUUUGCACGUGGAUUCCAAAUGCUUGGACCUUUCACCAUCAUGAUCCAUAAAAUGAUUUUUGGAGACUUGCUACGGUUUUGCUGCCUGAUGAUUGUGGUAAUUUUUGGAUAUACAACUGCUUUUUACAUUAUCUUCCAGACAGAAGAUCCCAACCAGUUUGGAUGGUUCUAUGACUACCUUGUGUCGAUUUUCAGUACAUUUGAGUUGUUCCUCAACGUCAUCAACUCCCCCACCAACGAUGCCGUGAACCUUCCAAACAUUUUCUAUAUUUUAUAUUUUUCCUUCGCCAUCCUCACCAACCUCCUGAUGCUGAAUCUGCUGAUCGCCAUGGUGGGAGACACUCACUGGAGGGUGGCACAGGAGAGAGAUGAGCUGUGGAGAGCUCAGGUUGCUGCAACCACAGUGAGGCUGGAGAGAAAGCUUCCCCGAUUUCUCUGGGCUCGAUCAGGCUUUUGUGGUAGAAAAUAUGGAUUAGGAGACCAUUGGUACUUACAGGUGGUGGUAAGAAAGGACCUCAAUCAACAGAAGAUCCGUCGUUAUGUGGAAGCUUUCCAAGGACAAGAAGAAAACAAAUUCUCAGACAAGGAAACACUAAAUGACUUUACGGAAGACCAAAUUGUAAAGUCACAUCUGCCCAAAUUGAUGGUGACUGAGGCAGACGAACCAGCGAGUACCUCAUAUGAGCAAUUAAAGACUUCUCAAACACCAAGUGGGUUGCUACAUGAGGAAACAGCGAGCAUACCAAGUGCUUCACAUAUGGAUCCCUUGGUAAUACCACAAGAAAGCAUGGAACUGUCUAGGCCUGGACUUCAGUCUUUAGAACGUGAAGUGCCAGUGGUUAGGAAGGCCAGUGGACGUGGCUGGAAAAUCCUAAGGUCAAUUCCGUUACAAAGAUUACAAGUACAAACCUCUGCAUUCAUCCACAGUGAGGAGGAUGAGGAAAUACACCAUGGGGGUUAUUUACCAUAACUGGAGAGUGGAAAAU
Rana temporaria (common frog) is the source of this 2625-nucleotide messenger RNA. Its product is annotated as transient receptor potential cation channel subfamily V member 5-like. Gene Ontology annotation, cellular component: membrane. The coding region runs from base 303 to 2609 and encodes 768 amino acids. NCBI's taxonomy places the organism in Eukaryota, Metazoa, Chordata, Amphibia, Anura, Ranidae. The transcript is spliced from 15 exons. Gene Ontology annotation, molecular function: protein binding; calcium channel activity. Gene Ontology annotation, biological process: calcium ion import across plasma membrane. The record is from RefSeq and is a predicted model, not a curated record.